AUGGCGGCGCCCGGUGGGCCAUCCCCCCAGCAGAUCGCGGCGAUGCAGCAGCAGUUCGCUGCUGAGGCUGCCAGACGCGGAAUGACCCCGGAACAGUUUGCUCAGCAACAGCGCGAGCAACUCGCUGCAGAAGCGGCUAAGCACAACAUGAGUACAGAGCAGUAUGUCGCGCAGCUAAGAGCGCGGGCCAUCGCCGCACAUCAGCAACAAAUUGCGCAAGCUCAGGCUCAAGCGCGGGCCCAGGCUGAAGCUCAGGCUCAGGGAGCUCAGCUACCCGGUCCACCAGGCCAGAACUCGCCAGCACCUCAGCAACCGCAGCCCCAGCAAGCAACCCGUCAAGUCCCCGUGAACCCGUCAAAUCCCCCCGACCCGAAGGCGAUCGCGGUGGCUCAGUUUUUGCAGUCGCAGAACCUAAAGACCCGGACUUGCAUUAUGGAUGGCCAACGGAAGGAGAUGUUCAAAGUGAAACGCGCCAUUCGUGCUCUCGAAUCCCCCGCCUAUGCCAAAGCCGCUGCGAAGAAGAACUCGCUACUCCCGCCGGUGACUGACCGUGCUUCCGCCGAGAACGUUUUCAAGCUUCUUCCCUUGUCCCUCUUGGCACUCCGUGUCUCGAAGGUUGACCCUCAUGCGGGACACAAUCACGCCAAGCCCAAGAACCGUGUCAAGGGUCUCUGGACCGUCAAGAUCGAGCAACACCAGGAAACCAACCCCAUGAUGCAUUACGUUUGGCUGUACGAGGGACCGCAAUUGAAGCAGAAAUUGAUGGCGGGAGCUGUUGUCGCCGGUAUCUUCGCCGUUGUGCUCUUCCCUCUUUGGCCUAUGAUGCUGCGGCAAGGAGUCUGGUACCUGAGUGUCGGCAUGAUGGGUCUGUUGGGAUUGUUCUUCGCUAUGGCGAUCUUCCGUCUGAUUCUGUUUUGCAUUACUGUUUUCGCGGUGCCGCCUGGUCUCUGGCUCUUCCCGAAUCUUUUUGAGGACGUCGGCUUUGUGGACAGUUUCAAGCCCUUGUGGGGUUGGCAAGAGAACAAGAAGAAGAAGAAGAAGUCAAAGAAGGCCGUUGCAGGUGGUGAAGCGUCCGAAACUGCAGCCGAAGCCGCGAAUGAUGCGACCCAGGCAGCGUCCACCACGGCAACGGAGGCACCGGAUACUUCCAGCACUGUCAAGCGUGACUUGGCACCCCGAGUGGAAGAGGCUAGCGAGGAGUAG
Molecule: messenger RNA, 1203 nt
Organism: Aspergillus homomorphus CBS 101889
Lineage: Eukaryota; Fungi; Ascomycota; Eurotiomycetes; Eurotiales; Aspergillaceae
Product: Sec62 family protein translocation protein
Exons: 3
Coding region: 1-1203 (400 amino acids)
Biological process (GO): post-translational protein targeting to membrane, translocation
Cellular component (GO): endoplasmic reticulum; endoplasmic reticulum membrane
Source: RefSeq, a predicted model, not a curated record